Molecule: messenger RNA, 1065 nt
Organism: Impatiens glandulifera
Lineage: Eukaryota; Viridiplantae; Streptophyta; Magnoliopsida; Ericales; Balsaminaceae
Product: vacuolar protein sorting-associated protein 2 homolog 1-like
Exons: 5
Coding region: 112-783 (223 amino acids)
Biological process (GO): late endosome to vacuole transport; endosome transport via multivesicular body sorting pathway; protein transport
Cellular component (GO): ESCRT III complex; multivesicular body
Source: RefSeq, a predicted model, not a curated record
AUUGAUCAAAUCCUCGAAACUAAGAAAUCUCCUUCAUCAGAGAUCAGGCUUUUCGUAGUGACGAACUAUUAACGCAACUCUCAUCGGAAUCUAGCCGGCGUACCGUAGAAGAUGAGUUUCCUGUUUGGCCGGAAGAAGUCGCCUGCAGAACUCCUGCGGGAGAACAAGAGGAUGUUGGAUAAAUCUAUUAGAGAAAUAGAAAGAGAGAGGCAGGGUUUACAAACACAAGAGAAGAGAGUAAUUGCGGAGAUUAAGAAAAGUGCUAAACAAGGGCAAAUGGGAGCUGUAAAAGUUAUGGCCAAGGACUUGAUCCGAACUCGACAUCAGAUAGAAAAGUUUUAUAAGCUUAAGUCUCAAUUGCAAGGAGUAUCUCUUAGAAUUCAGACAUUGAAGUCUACACAAACAAUGGGAGAGGCAAUGAAAGGGGUGACAAAGGCAAUGAGCCAGAUGAAUAGGCAAAUGAAUCUUCCAGCACUACAGAAAAUCAUGAUGGAAUUCGAGAAACAGAAUGAAAAGAUGGAAAUGGUAUCUGAGGUUAUGGGUGACGCCAUAGACGAUGCAAUGGAAGGAGACGAGGAAGAAGAAGAGACUGAGGAACUUGUAAGUCAAGUCCUUGAUGAGAUAGGAAUUGACAUCAAUUCAGAGCUAUUAAAUGCCCCAUCAUCAACUGUAACUGCCCCAGCUACAAAGAACAAGGUUGCACAAACUGAAACCACUGCAAAAGAUGACACUGGCAUUGACGGCGACUUACAAGCAAGGUUAGACAAUUUGAGAAGAACAUGAAAAUGAAUGAAUUUGUUAAUAGAACCUAAACUACUCCGAUUCCCCCAUAUGGGUUUGUAUUAUUAUUCAUAAAUUAUGGCAUUUUGAUGUUUAUAGAUUACUACUUAGUAUACCCAAAAAGAAUGUGUUUUUUUUUUUUUUUGUAUGUCUGUCUCUUCCAAAAUGCUUCUGCGUGGAGAAGAGAUGACUCUCCACGAGAAUAAUAAUAAUGGAAGAUUUGAAUGUAGUCAUCAUCCGACACAAACUUGGUACUUUAAACAGACCAAUUUGCUUUGAAGAUGA